Molecule: messenger RNA, 6644 nt
Organism: Scomber japonicus (chub mackerel)
Lineage: Eukaryota; Metazoa; Chordata; Actinopteri; Scombriformes; Scombridae
Gene: atg9b
Product: autophagy related 9B
Exons: 13
Coding region: 546-2978 (810 amino acids)
Biological process (GO): autophagy of mitochondrion; protein localization to phagophore assembly site
Cellular component (GO): autophagosome; phagophore assembly site
Source: RefSeq, a predicted model, not a curated record
CAGUGGUCGCACACGGGAGAGAGUGUAUUUUUGGAAACCUACUACCCGACCUCGGAACAGACUGAAGACCACCACCAUAUCGUAACUACAACAUAUCUGUUCGUAUUCAAACGAGCUCCGGUCAAGAAUUUGGACUCUUGAGCAAAGACGAAAAGGAGAUGCAGAUCAGCAGAUGGAAGUCGGGAACAAAACAAACCGUGUCACCCUGACUACACGAGUGGCUGAAUCAUUCACAGGCUAGCCAGCCACCACAGCUGGCUUAGGUAGUUGGUUAUCUUAUAUGCGGGUAUAUAUCAUCCAUUAAUUAUCUACGGACUUCUCUUCUACUCAAUUUUAAUCUGUUUCGCAUUUUUAUCACGCGUUGCUAUGGUAGUGUAACGUCGUUAGACUAGCAGGUUAGCAGGCUAAUGUUAGCUGUGGCUACCCAUAUUUGAUCUGCUGUGGUUAGCUGCAGGAUGUAGCUGAGGCUGCAAGUCACAGCAUUAGUUUUCAUACGGUGUUUACUUCAAGUUGCUCGUCAGUGCGGAGUGAGAAUGUGAAGCACAAUGGCUAACCUUGAAGCUUAUCAGGAGUAUCAGAGAAUUGAGGACUUUGAGGAGGACUCACCACCAGGGGAAGAGGAUUUGUUGGUGCAUGUGCCCGAAGGCCUGAAAGACUCAUGGCACCACAUCAAGAACCUGGAUAACUUCUUCACAAGAAUCUAUCAUUUUCAUCAAAAGAAUGGAUUUGCUUGUAUGAUGUUGUCAGAGUUCUUUGAACUUGUUCAGUUUUUGUUUGUUGUAACAUUCACAACGUUCCUCGUCAACUGUGUGGAGUAUGACGUCCUGUUUGCCAAUCGAGUCGUCAAUCACACUGGGCCGGGCCAUAAUCCCUUGGACAGGAACAAAGUCACUCUUCCAGAUGCCAUCCUACCCAGCCAGCAGUGUACUCAGAGGAUCCAAGAAAACAGCUGGAUUAUAUUCCUUCUCAUCAUGGGAGCCAUCUUUUGGUUGUAUCGACUCAUUAAAGUCUUUUGCAAUGUUCUGAGCUACUGGGAGAUCAGGCAGUUCUACAUCAAAGCGCUGAAAAUUAGAAUGGAUGAACUAUGCAACUUCACAUGGCAGGAAGUGCAGGACCGGCUCAUCAGCCUGCAGCGAGAACAGCAAAUGUGCAUACACAAGAAAGAGCUGACAGAACUUGACAUCUACCACCGCAUCCUGAGAUUCAAGAACUACAUGGUGGCCAUGAUAAACAAAUCACUGCUACCAGUGCAGCUGCAGCUCCCUCUGCUGGGCAAUGUGGUGUUCCUCACACAAGGCCUGAAGUACAACUUUGAGCUCAUACUGUUCUGGGGUCCUGGUUCUCUCUUUCAGAAUAAGUGGAACCUGCACCCAAAGUACAAGCGCAUUGGAAAUCGCCUAGAGCUCGCCCAGCAGCUUAGUAGAGUCAUCCUGCUGAUGGGUUUGGCCAAUUUGCUGCUUUGUCCCUUCAUCCUAGUGUGGCAAGUGCUGUAUGCUUUCUUCAGCUACACUGAAGUGAUCCGCAGAGAGCCCGGGAGCCUGGGUGCCCGACGUUGGUCCCUGUACGGUCGUUUAUACCUGCGUCACUUCAAUGAGCUGGAUCAUGAGCUGCAUGGACGCUUAGGCCGCGGCUACAAACCCACUUCCAAAUACAUGAACUCCUUUACAUCACCAAUGCUGACUGUGCUUGCUAAAAACAUAGCCUUCUUCUCUGGCUCGGUGCUGGCUGUGCUCAUCGCACUGACAGUCUAUGAUGAAGACGUUCUGACAGUGCAGCACAUCCUGACUGCUAUCACUGUGCUGGGGGUGGUUAUUACUAUCACCAGGUCCUUCAUCCCAGAUGAGCAUAUGGUGUGGUGCCCAGAACAGCUGCUGCAGUGCAUGCUGGCUCACAUUCACUAUAUGCCAGACCACUGGAGGGGCAAUGCUAACAAGAGCGAGACCCGUGACGAGGUGGCGCAACUGUUCCAGUACAAAGCGGUGUUUAUCUUGGAGGAGUUGCUCAGUCCUAUUGUCACACCCUUCAUUCUCAUCUUCCUCCUGAGGAACAAAUCUCUAGAGAUCAUUGACUUCUUCAGGAGUUUUACUGUGGAGGUUGUUGGAGUCGGAGACAUCUGUUCCUUUGCGCAGAUGGACAUCAGACGCCAUGGAAACCCAACAUGGAUGUCAGAGGGCCAGACAGAGGCUUCCAUAUACCAACAGGCUGAGAAUGGCAAGACAGAGUUGUCCCUCAUGCAUUUCACUAUUAAGAACCCACACUGGCAGCCGCCACAGGAGAGCUCAGUGUUCAUCAGCCAUUUAAAGGAGAAGGUGCAGCAUGACGCACAAGGCGGCCCCUCCACCCAGCUGCUGCUCUCUGAGGCUCCUCUCUGCACCUCGCUGCAGUCCAAUGAGUCUGGCUCCGGGCCUGAUAAUCUGUUGGCCAGUGUCCUGGCCCACCCCAUUCUAACUGCAUCUGGACUACAAGGACGAGAUCAUCGCUUUAUUCCGCCAAGCAGCGCUGCUUCUGCGGCUGCCAGUGUCCUGGCCUCUUUGUCCACCUCCCAGUACACACAUCCCAGCCGUGGCCGCUCACAUGGCCUCCUGCCAACCUCCGUCCAUCCUGAGAGCACCAUGUACCGCAGCGACCGAACCGUUAUGGACAGUAUGUCUAACAGUGAUUCUCGCAUUCGGAGCAAUGCACUGCACUCAGAGUUCGCCUCAGCAGAGAUGAGUCUACAUGCCAUCUACAUGCAUGAGCUCCACCAACAGAGCUCCCACCCACAGAGACCUUCAGGGCAGUGGCAGAACCCAGUGCCAUUGAGAGAUCUACACACAAGCUCUGGUUUCCAGGCACAUAGUAGCCUCAGUUCUACAAUUUCCAUGCCCACCCCUGUGCACCUUGGUGGCUGGCAAGAGGAGGAUGAGGAUGAGGAUGAAGAAGAUCAGGAGAUUAAUAAUGGAUCUACUCCAAAACAGGGCACCGGGAGUAGUUGUUGAAGUGCCUUUUGUCAUCAGGUAUAGGCUCUCUUUUGAACUUUGGAAGAUGGCACUAUGAUCUUUGCUUGGUGGUUCUAUAUUCUGUGACUUGUUUGUUGAACCUAACAACAAAUGGCUUUUUAUCCUAUGAAAGGAUACAUCGGCAUGAUAGUUUCUCUUCUCUUUUUUUUUAAAUAGUGUUUACAUUUUAUUUUCUUCAAUGAACAUUGUGGCCUUAGAUGAUCUUCAUGGAGAAUUUAGCAUGGACCUUUAAAACAUCAUUCAGCGUUUGUUGUAAGAGGGGUCAUUGAAUAACCACUGUCUCUGCACCUCCACGCCUCAUCCUGUCACACCAGGCAGACUAUGGCAUCAGGGAAACCAUAUGUCUUCCGUCCGUUUCAUCACGAUUUUUGUCAUAUAAGCGUGUACAGACAAAGUGUGUAUAAAGUAACAGAGAGACAAUAUAGUGUAUUCAUAGGAUCACUGUGUGAUGGGGAGUGUGGACAGUUUUAUUGUGGAAUGCAAAAGGCUCAUCGUGAUUCUAGCUGCGCCUCUGCUUGCGCAAUUCAAGUAUUUAUACGUCACAAGGUUUUACAGUCUUACUUGUAGUUUCUGACAUAAAGGUGUCCUGAUCUGUGCUACAAAGACUGUAAGCUGUAUCAUAGCCACCUGAACAAAUUGUGAUCAUCUGGAAUAUUUAAUUCAAUAUUUCAACCUGUGCUGUUUGACCCUUGUGAUUUGUAAAUACACUUUUGCGUCUCACUUAUCCUUGGAAAGUCCACAUUUUUACUACCAGACCUAAUUCUUGAAAAAUGUACCAAGUAUUGCUAUGGAGCUAAGUGUACAGUAGCUGUACUAAAACCAUGUGUAUCUGCAAAAAGCCCCAUUGGGCUAGAUAAACUACGCACACACAUGCUUUGAUGCUGCUGUCUGUGUUUAUUGGGCCUAAAUACAGAUUAUGUUCAGUAUUAAUAUUUCUAUAGAUGUAUCAAGACCUUUGCUAAUCCUUAAAAAAACAGGAAUGAGAUCAUGGAUCAAAAUGCACUUGACAUCAAAUCCCAAUGCAGAUAGAAGAUGUAUUUUAAUUUUAUUUAAGCUAGACACAAAGUCAGCGUUAUGCCUUAACACUCAUGUAUUUAAAUCCCAGUUUUCCGUAUUACCUCAGUGGCAGCGAAAAAAACCUAAAUAUCUCAGUCAGUACCUCUGCAGUUUAUUUACUCUGGUGUAAAUAGAAAUAUAUUUUAGAUUUUCUCAAGGUACAGAUGCAUCUUUUAACUGCAUUUUGAUUUUGAUGGCAGGUGUAAAUUGAAUAAAUGUCACCUUCUGCUUUUAUUCUUUGCCCAGCAAAUGUUAGAUCAAGUAUUGAUGUCCCAGAAAUAGUCAAGAAUAAUCCCUUUUUUCUUAUUUAAAAAAAAAAAAAAAAAUUUUAAAGAACAAAACAGGGUGGUAUUGCUUUUACAAAUCUUGGUUGUGUGCAUUAAUUUUGCCUCCUUUUUUCAAAAGGCUGACAAAUAGAUGAAAGUUCAUUAUCAGGGCUGACUUCAGUGUGCACAGUUGCAUCUGCAGCUUUAGGUUUGACAGUGUUGGCUUUACUUUUAAAGUAGGAGGAUGAAGAGAAAAAAAAGGCUUGCCACAGUCAGCAUCAUUAAUUAGCUUUAGGUUUAUUUAUUACCUGUUUCCCCAUAGAUGUUUAAUUGAUGUAUGUAUAUUAUUUAUUUGAAAAAACAACAACAAAUCAUUUAUUUAGAUUGUUUUGCCACAAAAGUUUAUAUUCUUGUUGAUAAAAGAAUGGCAUGUUACCCCAAAUCUUUAAUUAGUUCAAAAAAUGAUUUUGGUAUAAUGCUUUUAUAAAUGCAAAAAAGAACAUGCCCAGCUGCAUGAUAUUGAAUGUGAUUUACACUUAAAAUAAACUGGGACUAUAUUUGCUUGUUGAUGUGGUGCACAAAAUACUGCUUUACAUAUUUUUCUGUUUUCAUUCUGCGCACAGAAGUAGGCAUUAGACAAUAUGAAAAUUUCCUGUCAUGAUUAUCGUGGCCAAAAUAAUGCGAUUCAUGAUAUCAUCCAGAUAACCAUCAAAAUAUGCUUUAAAACUCUUAAAAUGGCACUAAAACAUGCUGGAAUCACUUUGCCAGAAACAAAUAUUUCCACAAUGACCUGAAAGAUGCAGGCUCCCCCUUGUGGCAAUUCAAAAUAAAUCAGGACAGUGAUACAAGACUGCACAGUAGCUUUAUCAAGACACUUGUAAGGAUAUUCACGAUUAUUCUGAUGAUGGAAAUUCACCACGAUCAACUUAUCGUGAGGGUUUUUUAUCGUGAUCUGCAAUAAUAAUAAAUAAGAUUUCAUCCCAUCCCUACAUAGGAGAUGAUAGUAAAAUAUUUCUCACUUCACUAAUGCAAGGCUUCAGAGCUUAUAGAUAUAUCUUUGCCCUCUCAUGUCUUCAAAACUUGUUCCACUUUACUUGUGAGUGUGUAUGUGGAGGGGCUGCUGAUCUUGACACCUGCAUAAUUAUGCUAACAUAAACUCAGAAUUUUGCACUGACAGAAAACAUAUUUUUUUUUCUCUUUAAAUGUACAUAUACAGAACUUGCAACAGUCACAUUUUAGAAAGGGCAGGUUUCAAAGGGACACCGAGUAAAUCUCCAUCCUGAAUGACGUCUUCUCAUUGUUUGUAUAUAAGCAUAGAUAGCAUCAGCACGUAUUGUCAUUGUCCACAGCGGACCAUCUUGGAAGCACUGUGGCCGAUCAUGCAAGGCUGUUCUUACCUCUGGUCAGUGAAAGCUCGCCCUGUAUGGGAUGACGUGUGUUUGUGUCACACUGUUAAAUAUGCUUACAUGGGUAUGGGUAUUGUGGUCACUGUUCAUUUGUGGUACAUCUUACAUACAGUGAGUUUUUAUGUUGUAGAGACACUGGAGCUCAGCUUUGUGCACAGUUGAUUUCUCCACAUUCACACCUCACUGGUAUCUGUGUCAUUUUAUUUUAAGCAGUGCCUUAGUAUUAAGGAUUAGUAUUUGUUCUUUAUAGAAGCCAUCUUAUAUAAACCAUCAAAUUUACUUUUAACAGGUUUAGCAGCACAUAUUAUGUACAGUAUUUUAUUUCCUCUUUAUUUGGUAAGUCAUUGUGUAUAGCAACGAGUAUGAGGAGGAAAUGUGGAUGUGGCUUGUAAGAUGAGUUGCAAACAAAUUUUGAGCUCUUGUGUCAGUCUGUUGCACCUGACAGCGCACUUCUUCUUAUCAUGGUGUCUAAACUUGCACUGUCUUCAAAAUCCUAAAGAGGCAGGAGUACAGUAUGCCUUGUUAUUGGCAGUGUUGUCAUGGCCAACUCUCAUCAUACUUUCUUAUCCACUAUACACCAGUCUAAAUAUCACAGUGACUGGAACAAGGUGCUAUGUUUUCAUCCUGAAAUGUUGAAUAAGUUUUAAGAUAUGUUUUUUGUUUUUGUUUUUUUUUUGUUUUUUUGCUUGUUUUGUUUCAUAGGUUUGUCUUGUUUGUUUUGUUCUGUAAAUUAAGAAACACUAGCUGAAAAAUGAAACAUGCCAAAAGAACUUGUUUUCGGCACAGCUUUACAAUACACGUGUUGUUUUCUGUGAGUGAGUAGAGAGGCAAAUAAAUCUUAUUUUGAGUGUAUUUAAUCAUUUCACGUGUGGUUGAUUAUGUGAUGUUUAUUUGAAAUAAAAAUAUAUUUUAAUUUU